UUUUCCUCGUCCCUCUCCGUCGCUCUACUUCCCUCGGGGUAACGAUUAGGUGCAUACCGAAUAUCAUCGAUCCCGAUUUCUGGAACGGGGUCACCGCACAGGGGGUGACGCGGGGGCAACGAUCCAACAGCCAGCGUCCGCGCGAAGGAAAGAAAACAGAUUCGCUCGCGGACGCGACGUGGUCGCGAAACGAACGAGAGCGAGUGAGCGAAUACGUUUCGAUGGUUUCGAUUGUAUUGUACACCAUUGCGCGCACAUCGUCUCUGUCGAUCUGAAGUCCCGUGUUGUGUUUACGUGAGUCGUAAAGACAGCGUCAAAAGUUGAGGAAACAGAGAGAGAGAGAGAGAGAGAGAGAGAGAGAGAGAGAGAGAGAGAGAGAGGAAGAAAAAAGAGUGAUUUAAACGGAGAAAAGUGACGUUGCUCUAUACAGUGGAGCUUCCAUUCUACAUAUCGCCAUCGGGUAGAGUCUAUUCUUUCCCUCUUCUUCGCUCUUUGACGAGUCACAUCAUUUUGCGCGUGGACGCGUCCACGUUUACCUCGUCACUGUAGCCGUCCUCAUUUCACUCAAAGAGUUCUUUCCCCUCUUUGUACCUCGUCUCUUUUCUUUCUCUCCCCUUUUCUUUCUUUCUCUCUCGCUCGCGUGUGGUCGAAAAUGACGAGCCACGCCGAUUGUCUCAGCUCGUGGCAGUGCAUCGUUUUCGCGGACGUUCGUUGCGUCGAUGAGACAAAGUGAACUCGUCGUUAUCGUCGCGCGAAUUCGGCGCGUUCGCCGUGCGCGAACGGAUCCGUGGAGCGUCUUUCGUCGAUCCAGGAUUUAGGCCAGACGACGAAAAGAUGGAUGCGACGAUCGAGAGAGAAUGUAGCGCGUUGGGCGGUUUGUUCCAGCAGAUCGUCACUGACAUGAAGAAUGGAGCACCACUUUGGGAAGAUUUGAUUUCAAAAGCUACAAAGUUGCACACAUGUUUGAGAGCUGCUAUCUUGGCUAUCUCUGCAUAUCUUGAGGCCUUUCAGAAGAUAGCAGAUGCUGCAACAAAUGCUAGAGGUGCAACCAAGGAAAUUGGGACAGCAUUGACACGGAUAUGCCUGAGACAUAAAGCAGUAGAAACUCGUAUGAAGUCAUUCACUAGCGCUAUUAUGGACUGCCUGGUGUUACCUUUGCAAGAAAAAUUGGAAGAUUGGAAAAAGUCUUUGAUUAAUUUAGAUAAAGAACAUGCCAAAGAAUUCAAAAAGGCAAGGGCCGAAUUGAAGAAACGCUCUACCGAUACUUUGCGACUGCAAAAGAAGAAAGCACGAAAAGGUCAAGUUCAUUUACAUGUUCAGGGACAACCACAAGGCCACGGAACAUGUUCUGGCGAUGUAGAACUCAAUAGGAUGCUGGAAUCAUCAGCGGCAGUUGUUCAAGAGAAAAGACUGAGCUUAGAAGAAACAGAACGAAAAGCCGUCCGCGCGGCCCUUCUCGAGGAGAGAGGCAGAUUUUGUCUUCUUGCACGAUUCCUAAAACCAGUUCUUGACGAAGAGAUAGCGAUGCUAAUGGAAUUGACGCAUCUUCAAGAAGUCUCCGACCAGUUGCAACGACAUGCUGCAUCACCGCAUCACUUACCGCCUGCAUCCGAGCAGGUAAUAACGGACAUAAAAGGUUGCGACGUUACUCAAUGGUCGUUGGCUACGCCGCCGUCGAGUCCGUCGCUGUCUCUCGGAUCGAGGAAGAGUUCUAUGUGUUCGAUCAGUUCUCUAACUAGUAGCAGUAGUGGAUCAUGCAAAAGCCAUCCGAGCCCGUCCGGACAUCCGUGGCACCGAUCGCUCUCACAGCCGGUCGACGGUCGUGUCAGGCCUGCCAGUAUCAGCGGCAUCGUGACGCUGCGUCACUUGACCAGUGGCAGUUCCCGUGAUUCCGGCUUCACGUCUCAGGACACGCUGUACAAUCAGCCGAUCUCCGAACACCAGGUAUCGAAUGUGUCUUCUCUAAGUAAUCAAACUACUGGUUGCACUGUAACAAGACCUGUGUCGACUUCAACUUGGCCUGAUUUGCAGGAAACAUCCGUUCAAUACGACCGGCAAAAUCCGGGCGCGGUGAACGAACGGCCGCAUACUAUUUCUUCCGCGUACGAAAAAGGACAUCAGAGACCGGCGCUCAGCGUUUAUACAUUCCAAGCCCCAGAUCGUGACGGUAGCGGCUGUUGUCACAGUCAGCCAGCUUCUCCGGUCUCCUCUUCCUCGUCAUGUUCUUCCUCGAAUCAGCAGCUAUCUAGGGUACAAUUACGUAGGAAUAACGGCGGCACACGUCCGCCCAUACCGAGCCGAUGUUCUAGUCUGGAGCGACCGACGAUCCCGGUGAAGAGCGACGCACCUGGUAGCCCUCGCGGGAAACCCAAGUUACCUUUGCCGGCUCACUUGGCGAAAGAACUGGCAACUCAUCAGCUCCAGCAACCAAUGUACGUGAAUAUGCACGAAUUGGCGAACUUAGCAGCUAGUCGCGCUCAAGAAAUGCAGCUUCCUCUGCCGCCUCCUCCUGCAUCGUUAACGGCACCAGGAACUGAUAAAGCCGAAAAUCCAGAGAGAGAUGCCGGCAGUCAAACGUCCGAAUCUAGUUUGGAGUCCAGUAGCGGAUACGGCAGCCAAAAUACUCUGCCACAUUCUCAUUCGCUUCACAAUCAAAAUGAGAACACUUGGAAUGUACCUGGCGCCGCGGCCAUGCUGAUGGUACGUAGAGGGUCUAUGCAACAGGUGACUAGACCACCACCACCGACGAGACGCACAUCCACUGUCAUUACCGCGCCUCCGUCGUCUGUCAAUGAAGACCGUGGCGAGAACGUUUGCGACGAAGUGGAGAAUCUUCCUCCACCACCUGCGUUCCUUUUGGAAGGCUCCUCACCUACAGCCAGUCCUACUCCACAAAGAUCUAUCUCUGUUUCGGAGACGGUAAGGACUCUGACUGAACUCCGUCAUACCCCGGCUAGUCCGUCGCUCCUGCGGAAGGCUACCGGGCAACAGCAGGCGCACAACAAUCCGAUCCAACAUAAUACCAUGCUGCAAAUCACUCGGUCGUCAGUAGAACGCUCCUGCUCUACUGUUCGCUCGAUAUCGCAAGAACGUGGAGCGACCGGCGCGCAAGUGGUAGCUGCAGUCGGCGGUGCAGCCACGGUCAGUCAACAAGCAACCGGCGCUCAAAGUAGCCAAGGACCGGGCGGUGUCGGUCAAGGCUUCAUGGCAGUGCUGAAUGCUAAGCUCAUUGGUACCGCGGCGAGUAACAACGUUUCAGGUGGUGCGAACGCUAGUGGCAGCCCGAAGUCGUUGAGGAAGCAGUCGUUGGUUGAGACACAGCAACAAGCCAACCAGAAGAACACCAAGACCGCAGCGUCCGGCUUCCUCGAGACGCUGAAUGCCAAAUUGGCACAGCAGCAACAGGCGCUCCAAGGAGGCAACGGCGGCGCGAGCAGAUCCGCUAGCGUCAGACGCAUCAUGGGCAAUCGCGUGCCCAUCAUGGAUCCAUUGCAGGUCCGCGACUCCCUCAUGGAUCAAAUCAGACGAGGCACCUCAUUGCGAAAAACCAGCGGUCCGAUCAACGAUCGUUCUGCGCCCAAGAUCUACUGAGAGCUCCACCAAGCUCUGAUUUCUGCGGUACGUGUUCGCGGCGACAAGCGGCGCGUCGUCAUCGCUUGUUAUACGCGAAUAUCACGACAAUGUCAUCGUCGAUUUUCCUGGCAUUUGUAAGAAAGCAUGUAAACACGAUCGCCCGUUCGUGCGGUAAUUUCCGAUUCUCUGCCUCGAUAUAUCAUCUGCGAAACUGCUCUGUGUAUCCUGCGCUGUAUGAGUUUCAAAUUACGCCGAGAAGCGAGAACGCGUAUCGUGAGAGGCCGCUGUUGCAUUUUUCAUUGCCGCGCCGUCGUUGCUAUUACUGCUGUUAAAGUCCGAGUGAUAUUCCGAUGAUAACACACAGGCUCCAUAUUAAAUCAAUAUAUGAUUUAUCGUACGAUAAUAACGCGCGUACACAUGAGUAAGCCGAAACAUCGCGUACGAACAUGCGAUCGGGACUGAAAAUCAAUUAAGAGAGUAACUUUGUGUAGAUUAAAAUGGCGUUAUAUAUGUACGAUUUACGAUGUAGCAUAAUGUAUUCAGGCAGCAUAGGAAGAUUUUUAUAAUGUAUUAAUAUUUAUAAAGGAAACUGAUUUUUUUAUUAGGAAAUUGUCAAGUAAGAUCCGCAUAUCGAUACAACGACAAUACUUCAGUACAACUUGCGUCUAUAGUUCUCUAUUUUUUUUUU
Messenger RNA from Harpegnathos saltator (Jerdon's jumping ant), 4261 nucleotides. Its product is annotated as MTSS1-like protein. The record is from RefSeq and is a predicted model, not a curated record. Gene Ontology annotation, molecular function: actin binding; phospholipid binding. The transcript has 13 exons. NCBI's taxonomy places the organism in Eukaryota, Metazoa, Arthropoda, Insecta, Hymenoptera, Formicidae. Gene Ontology annotation, cellular component: cytoplasmic side of plasma membrane; actin cytoskeleton. Bases 835 to 3591 code for a protein of 918 amino acids. Gene Ontology annotation, biological process: cell projection assembly; plasma membrane organization.